This is a messenger RNA of Mytilinidion resinicola, 690 nucleotides long. RefSeq lists its product as uncharacterized. The record is from RefSeq and is a predicted model, not a curated record. The transcript is spliced from 2 exons. Bases 1 to 690 code for a protein of 229 amino acids. NCBI's taxonomy places the organism in Eukaryota, Fungi, Ascomycota, Dothideomycetes, Mytilinidiales, Mytilinidiaceae.
AUGACUGGCUAUGUCUUCCUUGGUGUUAGGCGUGGAGAUGAGUACAAAGUUGCAGAGAUUAACGUGCAUGGACUUGGUGAUGACCAGUUCUUUAAAGAGCUUAAAGCUGAGUACUACACAAUGAAAGGGUACCUUUGGCGCCUUUUCAGUAUCUGGAAGUUCAAGCACUGCGAUUUUUUUAAGUUUGAAAAGUUUGACUAUGAUUGCAGCGUCCCCAGAGUCGAGGGUAUGCCUGAGAACGAUCCAGAAUACCUGUACGUACCAAAGCCUCGACGUUUAUCAGACCCGAUGCCUCCGAUCGACCCUCAUGAAUUUGAGACAAGGUUUUAUUCUUGCUACGGAGGUGGUAAACGCCAUAAACAUAUUUUUCUUUCUUGCAACAACAAAAUCUGUCGACCUGAUGACGACGCCCUUGAGCGGAUUCCGAAGCGCAUCAAGGGGCUUGCAGUUGGAAUUCCAAAACGAGGCCACUUCUGGGGCUUGCAUGCUCGCGAGCAAAUUUCCUUCUUUGUGGUUGCUCUCUAUAACUUCCUUUUGCUAUUCUCAUCACUAGUGUUCUGGAUGUGCUGGCUUUUCGUCUGGAAGCAUCCUGGAGACCUGCAGAAUGCUUCCAUUAUCACAGCCGUAGUCAGUACUCUUUUACCCAUGGUCUGGUUGCCUUUGUUUGUGAACACGGACCAUGUUAGAUAA